Molecule: messenger RNA, 2057 nt
Organism: Phlebotomus papatasi
Lineage: Eukaryota; Metazoa; Arthropoda; Insecta; Diptera; Psychodidae
Gene: Hs3st-B
Product: heparan sulfate glucosamine 3-O-sulfotransferase 6
Exons: 2
Coding region: 364-1476 (370 amino acids)
Molecular function (GO): [heparan sulfate]-glucosamine 3-sulfotransferase activity
Source: RefSeq, a predicted model, not a curated record
AGUGAAGUGUCAGGCAAGUGGCAGGACGGAUAUCCCUGUGUACACAUUCCAAGUCUCUCGUGUAAACCAUGGAAGACAAUUGGAUGUUGUCUGGACUUCUUCCAUUCACUCUCUCAGUCCACACUAUUCCCUAGAAAUCAAUUUCAGUGAAAGUGCAGUGUCCAGUUUGUUUUCAGUGAAUUUCCCGCAGCUCAAAAACGACAUCCGUGGAGAAUAAAUCGAUGACCUGAGACUAGAUGUUGGUCGAGCCUCUAUCAUUUGAGGGAAUCGCUAAAAGCUCUUUUUGACCAUCCAUUGACGGUGAAGACGCGAAAAGAACUAUAUCAAAUUGCAUUCUGUGCUAUCUACACUCUUUCUCUAUUAAUGUACAAAAAGUGGAAAAAGGAGGAGACAAUGUCUUCGAGUCCAUGGUGGACUAGUACCCUCAAUCGAACGAUUAUUUGCGUCCUCAUCAUCUGCAUCGUCUACUUCUCCUACACCUUCAACUCGUGUCUUGUCUCCAGCAUCAACCGUGCGCUACGGAGGGAAUCCGGACAAUUGGUCAAGGCACCAGAUGCCACAACAACGUCCACAACAGAGGCGCCUGAGAUGCGAAUCCUGGGCUCUAUUGUUCGAGUUGUUCCCCUGAUUCCUGGCUCAGAGUGCAAUGACUCUGAGACCUUCCCUAAAUACCGAUUUCUGCAGACACAGGGAGUUGUUCCGAGUCGACAGUUGCCGGACACGCUGAUCAUUGGGGUGAAGAAGAGCGGUACGAGGGCUUUGUUGGAAUUUGUGAGGCUGCAUCCGGAUGUGAGAGCAGCCGGAUGCGAAGUGCACUUCUUCGAUAGGCACUACGGCAAGGGAUUACACUGGUACAGACACCAUAUGCCGCCGACAAUUGAGGGACAGAUCACGAUGGAAAAGACACCAAGCUACUUCAUCACCAAGGAAGUACCCCAGAGGGUCCACCACAUGAAUCCCAACAUGAGAUUGCUGGUGGUUGUUCGAGAUCCCGUGACCAGAGCAAUAUCUGACUACACCCAAGCUGCCAGCAAAAAGAAGGGCAUGAAGAGAUUCGAGGAACUGGCCUUUGUUAACGGAUCUCUGGGAGUAGUGGACACAAAGUGGGCCCCAGUUAAGAUUGGGGUCUACUCCAAACACCUCGAAAGGUGGCUUCAGUACUUCCCACUCUCCCAGUUCCUCUUUGUCAGCGGAGAACGCCUAAUUGAGGACCCAGCUGCUGAAAUUGGUCGAGUCCAGGACUUCCUUGGACUUAAGCGAGUUGUGACUGAAAAGCAUUUCUACUUCAACGCUACCAAGGGCUUCCCAUGCCUCCUCAAGUCUGAGUCCAGUUCCAGUCCACACUGCCUGGGCAAGACUAAAGGUAGGAAUCACCCGGUGAUCGAGCAAAAUGCAAUUUCCCGCCUCCGGGAGUUCUAUCGUCCAUUUAAUAUGAAAUUCUACCAAAUCACCGGAAUCAAUUUCGGAUGGCCUUAGAGGUCCUUAAUAUCCACAGACCCAUCCGGAGUGCCAAAUAAAUUAAAACUAAAUACGUAAAAGCACAAAAGAAAAGAUAGAAAUCCAAUUGCUAUAUGGGAGAAAAUGGUAUUCCUUCAGUGUUUUUUGGAUACAUUUACAAUCGACUCCUGCUCCUUUCUCUCCAUAUAGGGACUACCUUCCCGGAAGAUGUGCAUAAAGAAGACAAUUUAGUCGUGAUACUAGGAAUCAAGUAACUGUAAUUGUACUCAUGUAUACUCAAAUGGAGGAGGAACUACAUUAUAUUGCUAAUUAGUCUCUAAGGCAUGAAGAUAAGGUUACCUUAAGUAGAAGCUAAAUGAUUAAACAGGUUUUACUGUUUAUCAUUUUUAUUCCGAAUUAAUUUACCUUCUACUUUGAGAAAAUAGGGAGAAAAUUCACUUUAGAGUAGAUUUAUAGACAUUGGGCAUAAUCCUUUUAUUUAAAUUUAAACGAAAAUAUCAGUGAGAAUGUGAGGUUAUACUGGACAUAACCUAAAAAAUAUAAAACUCCUUAGCUUCACAUUUGUUAGAAAAUUCCACAAUUUCUAUAAAUAGUCCAUA